AUGGGGACUGUGAGGCCUAUCAUUUUCGGUCACGAAGGGAUGAUCACUAUACUCGCUAUCCUUCUAAUCGGGUCUUCCGGAGGCGUGAUGAGAGGGGAAAUGAAGCGCGAAACAAAGGAUCAAGAUAUGGGAAGGGGCCUUAUCAUCGUGAUGGCCAUCUUUCCUAGCAUGCAAGAGUGCGGCGAAGCAAUAACAUAUUCAUCGCCACCAAGGCUAGCAGCAGCUAGUGAGGAACAAUUUAUAGGAGCUUUAAGUGAUAUUGGAGUCAUGGAAGAGGAUGGUGGUGGUGAGGAUUUGCUGCUUGAGGAUGAUCUAUUUGAUGAGGAGCUUAUGGAUAUUGAAGAGAAGACUCAGGAGAUGGAAAUCACGGCUCCCCACAGAUCAAAGGGACUAUUGCCUCCACUCAUAAGGGGGGGGGGGGCAAAGGAGGAGCACGACGCUCUCACGGUGGUUCUAGGAGGGUGA
Messenger RNA from Eruca vesicaria subsp. sativa (arugula), 465 nucleotides. NCBI's taxonomy places the organism in Eukaryota, Viridiplantae, Streptophyta, Magnoliopsida, Brassicales, Brassicaceae. The record is from the annotation of a GenBank genome assembly.